Anopheles stephensi (Asian malaria mosquito) is the source of this 5218-nucleotide messenger RNA. RefSeq lists its product as uncharacterized. The record is from RefSeq and is a predicted model, not a curated record. The transcript has 2 exons. Lineage: Eukaryota; Metazoa; Arthropoda; Insecta; Diptera; Culicidae. The coding region runs from base 145 to 1179 and encodes 344 amino acids.
CAAAGACCACUAGUCUUGUGUGCAUUUACGCCAGGAGCACAAAGUACACACUUCGAGGCAUUGUGGCAGCUGCGCGCCUGGUGGCCUUUCUCUCCACAACAGAGACAGAGAUCGGUUCGAUCAGGUCCCUUACAAUCGCGGGAGAUGUGGUCUGUUGCUCAACAGCGGAAUCAUCUCCUGUUAGGCGGUAGGAUCCGUACCGGGCAACUGGACCAGUCUACCUUCAACGUACCAGCACGUACCACCUUCGCUGCUAAAUCCCCAGGCAUUUUUAUAUAUGCCGUCUGCGUACCGUUGUAUGAUAGUCUUAGCUUCGCCCCCAAGAGGGUGCUUCCACAAUCGAAUUGCUGCCUGAAGGCCGAUACCACCUGUUCUGCCUUGGUCUCAAUGUCAACAUCGCGGCACUCUACCGUUUCCGACCGGUUCAGCACCCUCACUUGUCCGGUUGUGCUUACAGACUCCUCUAUGAGGCUCCUCUAUGUGGACUCAUCUGCAUCUGAUAUCUGUAGGUUCGCCGUGGCAAUAGUACUUGCAGCGUCCGCUGUGUCACUGUUUGCUACUUUACCCAUACCAGCUUCGCUUUUUACUCGCUUCUGCUGCUCCUCAAGUACUUCAGGGGAGCCGAGAUUUCUCCCCCUUUUGGACGGAGCCUGGGGUCCCGAUGCCACAUUGUUUCUCAGCACUCUUUCAGUUCUCUCUGCCCGCAGUUUCCAAGAAAGUAGCUCCCAUUCAACACUGCCGAGGUCUGACAGUAUUUUCACGGCCAUUUUCUUGAUGGGAGCAUGUACGUUGUGCUGGUUCUUCGUGUACAAAUGCAACUCUCUCGCCGUUGCUAACGCAGCCUGUAGUUUCGCUGCUGUUUUGCGACGGUUCGAGCAUCAUCAGCGUCGACUCUUGGGGGUUGCGGUCCUUCAUGCUGUCUCGUUCUUCUGCGACAUCAGCGGUUACGCUCGGUGUUUCAACCGCAUUUUCAGGGGUAGGUGCAGCGGGAGGGGAGGGAGGGGAUCUCGGGGUCUUGGAGCUCCUUGGGUGUGGCUGUAUGUGCAGAGCCAUAUGAAGAUCUUGCCAAAGCAAGGUGUUGCUGGCAUUACCAAAGCCGAAAAAUCAUUAUCUGCCCAUGUUAAACAAUCAAUCAGUCAAAACUUCAUAAUAGAAAGUUUCAUAAUCAAAAUCAUUUAAAGGUUUAUGCACCCAAACAAAUUUACCACGGCCAGACUAUCCUGUAAAACAAUCUGUCACGAAUGUACUGCAAAGCGGUGUGCGCAUGUAUGUGUUGGUGCGCUAUUACAAAAUAGAAGAAAAAAUUGUAACGUUUACCGAGCAAGAAUAGAAAAAAAGAUGUGCAAAGCCAACGACGAGUAAGCAGCCGCUGCAAAAUGAAAAAGAAACACAGUAAGCGAAAGUAAGAGAAAAUCUCCGGCGUCUCCAAAAUUCUACCCAUAAAUUAUACCACCAAGCAACCGUCUGGUAAGGACAAAGAAGAGAGGAGAUAACGCAGAACAGUGUGCACGACAUACAUUUGCAGCAGAACGGGAAUCUGGAGCGCGGAGUCAAAAAUGAGUCCGGAACCAAAAUGAGACCGGAACCAAAACGAGUCCGGAACCAAUUCGACUCCGGAAUCAAGACGAUUCCGGAAUCAAAACGAAUCCGAAACCAAAACGAGGUCUUGGUCUUGGGUUCAUAACAUCCAAGGUACAUUGAUGAUCCCGUGGACUCAUGCUUAGUGUUCGGUCCUACACACCACAGUACAGGAAGAUCCACAGUUUGAUAGAAGAAACGUUUCUAGAACAUACAAAGGUCCGAAUCAACUAAUAUACAAACGUCUAACAAAUAUUAAUUCGAGUUUCACGAGGAUUCCAUGUGUGUCCAUACAGUUUUACAUAGGCUUAAAUCUUCCACGGUAUAAAAAUCUCGCUCAGCAUUGUAUUAAUCGUUUUUUUAUACACAAUAUUUGCCUCCGCGUGAAUCUUCACGUCAACUCUGCCAAGACUUUUGGAAGUAGCUUAUCCCGUGGGAAACCUCCUCGAAACUCUUAUGAUUUCUGUUUAAUCUUUUGGGAAUGUGGGGGUAGCAUCGACUGAUCGGAAUUAAAUGAACCCCACGAGCAGUGAAACGCUGCGAUAAGGGAACUGCUUGAGAAUGUGAGGGCAGAGGGAGAAGCAGCAAGACAAUAAACCAUAGGAAGAACUAUUGAUUAAAAGGGUUGAAAAAAUACACACAACCCAUCAGAAAGCAAUCGGAGAGAAAUGCCUUUGAAAAGGACCGCAAGGAUGCGAGACUGCAGCGAAUCGGUGAAACGUGAACGGUGCAUGAAUCGGUGGGGUGCUGGAAAUUACUAGGUGGCGGGAAGGGAAGAGUUGGGGGGAUCAAUGAGCACUACACCAGGGGUCGGCAACACUUUUCUCAAAAAAGGUCAGAUAGUAAACACGCAGACGCCAUAGUUUGUCAUUAGUUUUCAAUGAAGAGACUUUCUUGCAUAUAUUUAAAUUUUAUAUGCUUGCGUGUUAAGCAAAGCUAAUAAGCUCAAUAAUCUCAAUAAUCAAAUCGAUCAAUUUAUAUUGACCUUAGUCAAUAAAAAAAUUGUCCGAUUUUAAAUAAUCGGACAAUCGAAAAAUUUUAAACAAAGAUUGAGUCUAAAAACAGUCGGUGAACCCUUGAUGACGAUAUCUUGGGUUUUUUUUUUUGCGAGUCCCACUAACAUCUUCUUUCGGACCAGAUGAACUCAGCCAGCGGGUUGGAUAUUGCCCACCCCUGUCGAUCAACGAUCGAGCCGCGAGAAUGGAGCGAAAGGCAAAAAUCUGUUUUCCCAACUCCCGGUUCAUGCACCAUUCCACCCAACAGCAACCACAGCAACAAAACUUCAAAGAUGAAUUCCAUGCGAAAGAAGGGCAAUUCCUCGACAGCGAUCCGUUCUAUAAGGAGAAAAGAUAAAACGAAAUGGCCGAGGAAGCAGGAAGCAGACACAACCGAAGAUACACACGUAGGAAAGUCUAAAUGCGAACGGUACAGAACAGCACUUUGCAAAGAAAACGAGCAAAAACGUAAUAGCACAAACAGCCAUAUAUAUACACAUAUAUAGAGAUGUAGAUUACAUAUACAGUAACGGACAAAACAAUAAAAAUAUCAUGAUAUCUGUUUAUUUAUGGAAAACUAUUAUUUAAAUUUUUGUAAUAUGUGUAAUAUUGCUUCUAGACGGUUAGCCAUUUUCCUGCUGAGAAUCUGUUUGGCAUGAUUUUCACAGUGUCACUUUAACAUUUUCAUACAAAAAUAUAAAAAAUCAAAACAAAAAACGAAAAACAAAAUCAAUGUCGCGUACGAUACUGAAUGAGAGAGUUAAUGGAGAGCGCGAUUGUUUAAAUCACUUUAAAAUUUAUUUUUUCUCUGAAUUUUAAUCAUAUUGUGAUUUUAAUUGGUUAUAUAGAACGGCCAGGUCAUAUUCAUAUUUAAUGUUCUUGUUAUCAAUCAAUAAAAAUGCGAAAAAUGCGUCUACUAGCAAUCCAGUUGAGCCAAACAUGAUUCGUUUUUUUCCGAAAGUAUUUUAGUUAGUCGAAAUUUUUUCUUUAUUAUGUAAAAUUUAUAAACCUUUGCAUUAAAAUCAAACUUCUAAAAGUAAACACUUUAACAAAAAAACAUUCCAAUAGAACCGCCUGGUAUGUAAUACAUUAAAUUAUACAUUAAAAAGUUGACUUUUUUAAUAAUUUAUUUAACUCAUUUGAAAGAUUGAUAUGAGAUGAGUUUGAUAGGAUUAUACACUGAACACAAAAAAAGUAUAUAAUCUUUUAAUUUGAUGAAUAAUCUUAGUUUUUAUUCAUGUAGGACAGGCUGGCCGUAUUGCUUAAAACUAAAUUUUAAAACAUAUACCUUCCAUCGUAAGUUUAGAGACAUUUCCUUCUGCAAACCGUGAAAGGACACUUUAUCCCUGGUGCGCUCACCAGAAAUAAUCUUACUUUGUUGUUUAACGCAUUUUUGCUAUGAACCAAAAUAGUUAGACAAAAGAUUAUUCGGAGCCGCUUUGAUUGAUGCAGUGAUAUCCUCGUUUAAAACAACAUCUUCAACUAAGUUUUACAAAAAAAAAGCUUUGUACAUUCGUUUACUAUCGGUACCAUAAACCUAAAUUUUUCCAUUGUUACAAAAUAUUGUUAGUUUUCUUUAAUCGUCCAGCACUGUAGGCUAUAUAUAUAUAUAUACAACGAUUUGCUACACACAGAAUGAUUUUACCUCAAGGAACUGGAAACCGGUUGCAGAACCGAUCUCGAAUCCGCUGGUUGGUGUUAUAAUAAUUGAACUUAAUAGACCAUCAUCUCAUCAUCAUUACACCGCGAUCAGGCAUCUAAAAGGAAGGCAUGAGUCAUGACGACGGCGUCCACGAUCAUAGCGAUACAGAGAAUGGUGAAGGAGAGCGGCGGAUCGGGUGCUUCCCGGUGUGCUUAAGGGUAGGGCGGAAAAAAUUGACACCGGAGAAACUCUCGUCACAACCGUGCAGAUCGGCACUCGGGAAUACUGCAUAUAAAAGAUUCAUUCCCGACAUGACGAAGUUGACGUGAGAGUGCCAGCAAUUACAGAAAUAAAUUUCGUAUAUUGAAGACUAUGAACUAUAGGCGUUUCUACCUUGCAAAAUUGUUUGAAGUCAUCAACUCACACUGGAAAGGAUGAUUUGCGCUUAAGUGUGUAGUAUGUCCUGCGAACAGCCACAACUUAUGGCUUUCAUGAGUGGUCACCUUCAUUAGGAACUUAUUUAGUUAGUUGAUGUAAUCGGGAAGCGUAGUCAACCUGCAAUAAAAACCAACCCCUUCUACCGCACGAAACGAAUCCUGCUACGAAUAGAGCCAGUUUUUUUUAAUUUUCAAUGAUUAUCCGCAGAAUAAUACUCAAAUAAAAAUUACGGGGUUUUCGUUGUGAAAAUCUAUCCCCACUCAUAUUUGGCUCUUGCACCGGUGGGUCAAAUGCUUUGAAUUACUACUCCACUCUGCCCGGGAGUGCUCCGUGCGGCCGUACGAAACGACGAACGGUCGUCGGGCUGACCUGAGACAAGGUUGUGAAGGUAGAAUGCGGUAAGUCCUCCGGCAAAAGGAGAAUGACGGGAAUGAUGGAACAAGAUGAAAGAAUUGUGCCGCCGACGCGGUGCCGCAACUCAGAGCACAGGCAUUAUCAUCAACUAGUCAGAGGACUUGGGAUAGCUGGUGUGGAUGAGAAGCUCACCGCAACCGCAACGGUUUCA